Molecule: messenger RNA, 1147 nt
Organism: Impatiens glandulifera
Lineage: Eukaryota; Viridiplantae; Streptophyta; Magnoliopsida; Ericales; Balsaminaceae
Exons: 1
Coding region: 52-942 (296 amino acids)
Source: RefSeq, a predicted model, not a curated record
AGGGAUAACAAUAAACAAACCUCAUCAACUUUGUCUCUUAAGAAUACCAACAUGGGAAGUUUGAUUGGUCAUGUUUUACCUGGCCUUGGUUUCUUCCUCAUUGGGAUAUGGCAAUUGAUAAACCAUGUCAAGCUCCAUGCCCGCAACCCGAACUCAUAUUCCGCGGUUCCAUUCUUCCCGAUCAAGAAAUCAAGGUACGGUGAACUCUACUUCAUGAUGCUAGGUAGCACGAUGUCCAUUCUCAUGGAACUCUUCGUCGGUCCUGUGAAACACCAACCGUUCGAUACGGAUGGGACAAUCCCAACCACUCAUCUCCACAACUUCGAGCACGCUUCCAUCUCCUUGACCAUAUUCACUUACGCAGCUUUCGCAGUGAUCUUGGAUCGUAUCGGACGUCCCAGUUCCAAAUACGCCAUGACUCUCGCGUUGGGAGUCGUGGCCUUUUGGACCGAGUACAUCCUCUUUCACCUCCACUCGACAGAUCACAUGGGGUUGGAGGGUCAUUAUCAUUGGUUCCUUCAGAUUCUCAUUCUCGUUUCGUUGGUUACAACUAUCCUUGGUAUUCCAUACCGUAAGAGUUUCUUAAUCAGCUUUGUUAGGUCUUUUAGCAUAGCUUUUCAGGGAGUAUGGUACAAUGUCAUGGGAAUCAUGCUUUGGACAAAGGCGUUAAUGCCCAAAGGAUGUUUCAUGCAUUUGGAGGAAGCCCAUUAUGUGGUGAGGUGUAGUACGAAUGAAGCACUCGAAAGGGCUAAAGCAUUAACCACACUUGAGUUUUGUUGGUACUUGAUUGUUUGUGUUGUCCUUAUUAUGUGUUUGUACUUGUACAUUAUCAAAGUCUAUCCCGAGAAAAAUGGGUACGAGGCGAUGGCAAACUUCGACGAUCUUGAGGAGAAAGAAGGCGACCACGAUGUUGAGACUCCAAAGCUUAGUAUAACAAAUUAAUGUGGAUUCGUUAAGGAAUUGAAGGAGUAAUUGUGAGUUAUAUAUAAUUAUUCUCUUUUAAGAACUAAGCCCACAUUAUGAAUCUGACCUAGUUUAUGUGGGUUUGUGUCUUAUAUAUAUUAUUGAUUUGUCAGUUUGAUGCAUUGUAACUUUCUAUUGUACUAUGUUUGUCAAUAUAUAUAUAAGUCAUGAUGUUUUAACCUUA